This is a messenger RNA of Capsella rubella, 1230 nucleotides long. RefSeq lists its product as uncharacterized. Lineage: Eukaryota; Viridiplantae; Streptophyta; Magnoliopsida; Brassicales; Brassicaceae. Gene Ontology annotation, molecular function: protein binding. The transcript is spliced from 6 exons. The record is from RefSeq and is a predicted model, not a curated record. Bases 80 to 1174 code for a protein of 364 amino acids.
AUUCUCCUCUCUCUUUCGAUCUUACGCAGUUCUUUCGCGUUUCCUUCUCUGCUUUUUCAUUUUCUUUAAAGAAGUGUAGAUGGCGAAUGAUGGAGGACCUAACUGGGAUGGAUUGCUCAAAUGGAGCCUCUCUCAUUCCGAUGGAUCUUCCUCUUCUCGCCCUAUAUGUGAGGAAGAUCGACGAUGGUUUAUGGAAGCUAUGCAAGCACAUACAAUCGAUUCAAUAUCUCGUAUGAAAGUAAUUUCUCAAAUCAUGAAAACGCCUGAGCAAGUCUUGGAGGCUCAAGGCGUCACGCCUGAUGAUCUUGAAGGAAUGUUGGAUGAGCUACAAGAACACGUUGAGUCGAUCGAUUUGGCCAAUGAUCUUCACUCCAUUGGAGGUUUGGUCCCUCUCCUUAGCUAUCUCAAGAACUCUAAUGCGAAAAUUCGAGCAAAGUCGGCUGAUGUUUUAACCACGGUUGUCCAAAACAAUCCAAGAAGCCAGCAACUUGUUAUGGAAGCAAAUGGGUUAGAGCCAUUAUUAACCAACUUUGUUGCUGAUCCUGACAUUAGAGUUAGAACCAAGGCGCUCGGUGCUAUAUCUUCUCUUAUCCGUAACAACCAACCCGGUAUUACUGCAUUCCGUCUGGCAAAUGGUUACGCUGGCUUGCGAGACGCUUUGGUUUCUGAUACCAUUAGAUUCCAAAGGAAAGCCUUGAACUUGAUUCACUACCUUCUCCAAGAGAGCAACUCAGACUGUAAAAUCGUUAGAGAUCUUGGAUUCCCUCGCAUUAUGAUCCACCUAGCAUCAAAUCAAGACUUAGAAGUCCGGGAAUUCGCCCUUCGUGGUCUCCUAGAGCUCUCCCGUGAAGAAUCUGAGAGAAACCUUGACAGAGCAGAUGUGAAUCUAAGACAACUUCUUGAGGAGAGAAUAAGAAGAAUAAUAUUGAUGUCGGAGGAAGAUCUUUGUGCAGCUAGAGAAGAAAGACAGCUAGUGGAUAGUCUUUGGACCGUGUGUUAUGAUGAACCGUCCCAUCUAAGAGAGAGAGGCCUGGUUUACCUCCCUUCUGAUGACGAGCUGGCUCCUGAUGUGGUUAUGGACCACUUUGAACCUCCUCUAAGGGCUUGGGCUGCAAGACGACAUGAUGAAACGAGUGAACCCCCGGUUCCACUACUUCUUGGUCCUGCACCGUGAUUUUGUUGGGAAUUUAGGAAGAACCAAUCUAUAGGAUUUUUCAUAUAGCAACAAAA